Molecule: messenger RNA, 1831 nt
Organism: Anopheles funestus (African malaria mosquito)
Lineage: Eukaryota; Metazoa; Arthropoda; Insecta; Diptera; Culicidae
Product: CWF19-like protein 1 homolog
Exons: 4
Coding region: 82-1662 (526 amino acids)
Biological process (GO): mRNA splicing, via spliceosome
Cellular component (GO): post-mRNA release spliceosomal complex
Molecular function (GO): RNA lariat debranching enzyme activator activity
Source: RefSeq, a predicted model, not a curated record
ACCGAACGGGAUGUCAAUACAUUUCUGAUUUUGUUGUGAUCGCGAUAACGAACCGCUUGUAUUCGAGACAAUUUUACCAGAAUGGAGCAGAAAUUAAAGCUGCUGGUAUGUGGCGAUGUACGUGGGAAACUUAAGGCGUUUUUCGCGCGCAUUGAAAACGUAAACAAGAAGAGCGGACCAUUCGAUUUGGUAUUAUGCGUUGGUGAUUUUUUCGGCUCCAAUCCCGAAAUGGAAAUAUUAGAGGAGUAUAAAAGGAAUACAAAAACAGUUGCUGCACCGGUGUACAUACUUGGUCCUACUCGGAAGGAACUCGCUCAAUACUAUGCGGAUACCGAUGAUGGAGACAUAUGUACAAAUCUUAGCUACCUAGGGAAGCGUGGUGUUUAUACAACAUCUGGUGGUCUUAAAAUUGCUUACCUCAGUGGCAUCGAAAGCUCAGAGGAAUCCACUGAUAACAAUGAGUGGAGUUACGGUAAAGCUGAUGCUAUUGCUGUUCGUGAUUCAUGUUUAGCCAGCAAGGCUAAUCUGGGAGAUUUCAGAGGCAUUGACAUCCUGCUAACAACGCAGUGGCCCUUUGGUAUGCAGGAAAAUGUGAAAGAUAGCUCCAAACUGGUUUCGUGGCUAGCGAAUGCUGUAAAACCGCGCUACCACUUUUGUGGAUUAAAUGAUGAAUUUUACGAAUCACCACCCUACCGAAAUCUGCCGGACAAAAACACUCAGAUGGAACUGGCUACUCGUUUUGUUGGAUUGGCCAGCUUCGGAAAUCCGGAAAAGAAGAAACACAUUUACGCCUUGAACAUAACGCCAGUAGAAAAGAUGCGUGUGUUGGAAUUGAUACAGAAAACUACCGACGAAAUUCCUUCCCCCUAUUCGGGUCUAUCGCUGCUUACAGAAAGCCAAGGUGCCACGGCUGAGAAGAAAGACGAUCAAUACUUUUACGAUAUGAACACGUACGAUGAUAAUCGGCGAAACAAGCGACGAAGCAAUGAUCCCAACCAGGGUCAGAAGCGUGCCAGACCACCAACAUUCGAUCAGGAAAAGUGUUGGUUUUGUCUGUCUGCCGGUAGUAUCGAGAAACACUUGAUAAUAUCGGUUGGAGACCAUUUUUAUCUAGCACUAGCGAAGGGACCAAUUAGCGAAACACAUAUCCUAAUUCUCUCCAUCACACACAUCCAAUGUGCGGCACUACUCUCUGAGGCGCAAUGGACCGAAUUGGUACGCUUUAAACAAGCGCUCGCACAGUUUUAUGUGGAUCGAGAUCAGAAAGUAUUCUUCUAUGAACGUAACUUCAAAACGGGCCACCUGCAAAUCAAUGCCAUCGGUAUCGAUGAGAACGUGGCGUGGAAGAUACAGCACGUGCUGGAAGAUAAGGGUGAAGAGUACAGUGUACAGUUGGAGAAGGUACCGACGCUCAAUGCUCCUAGCGAUCUGCCGGAAAGGGGACCCUAUUUCGUGGCAGAACUUCCCGACGGAACGGUCAUGUUGACGCGCCAAAUGAAAGGAUUUCCGCUGCACUUCGGACGAGAAGUGAUAUGUGCGGACAAUUUGCUGAACUGUGAAGAGAAAGCGGACUGGCGGCAGUGCAACUGCACGAAGGAGGAAGAGGACGAAAUGGUGAAAAACUUUCGCGAAAGUUUCAAACCUUACGACUUCACGGUUUAAUGAAUUCGAGUGAGAUAUAAUGAAAAAAUAGAUUUUGUAAAAAAAAUGGUGCGGUUUUGCAACUUUUCUUCUAUUAUGUGUGGAAAAUUUCCACAAGUAUAGUUGUUUAAAAAUUAAAAAAACGAUCACAAAGCAUUGAAAUAAAAUUCAACAUGGCCGCCGGGGGUAA